This is a messenger RNA of Osmia bicornis bicornis, 2190 nucleotides long. RefSeq names its product facilitated trehalose transporter Tret1-like. Gene Ontology annotation, biological process: transmembrane transport; carbohydrate transport. The coding region runs from base 681 to 2096 and encodes 471 amino acids. Lineage: Eukaryota; Metazoa; Arthropoda; Insecta; Hymenoptera; Megachilidae. The record is from RefSeq and is a predicted model, not a curated record. The transcript has 3 exons. Gene Ontology annotation, cellular component: membrane. Gene Ontology annotation, molecular function: sugar transmembrane transporter activity.
UCCAUUUCAUUAUGCAUUGGAUGGAAAAUAUUACAAAGCAAUUGUAAUACUUGGAAAAUAUUGUGUAAAUACCAUCAAGAAAGAAACCUCAACUAAAUAUAAAAUUACAUCUAAUUAAUAAUAGAAAUGUAAUAGCAGAAUAUUCUAUAUCACAAAAUUCUAAUGAAAUGUAAUGAUGAAAGAUAAUAUGAGGAAGAUAUUAUUAACUCUGCAAGCUUUGAGGAAUUCUAUGAAUAUAUAAGAUAAGAUACAUCUAUAAUUUUUAUAUUAUCAUACUGUGUACUUAGAACUGUGUAAGAAGAUUAUACAGUGAUCCAAGAUACUUAUGACUAUAAUAAGAAAUUAUUUUAUCAAGUUAUAUAUCUAUUUGUGCAAAUUAUAUAAAUUUACUUGUUUGAAUUCAGUAUUUCUUGAUAUGGUAACAUAAAACGAAUUGAAAUUAUGAUAUAUAUUUGAACACUUAAAAAAUGAAAAUCAAAAAACAGAAGAUAUUGCAAUACAGAAAAAUACAUGGAUUACAAACGAUGGUAGUGAUUAUUGCCGAGUGUCCACAAGUAAUAGAUAUUUUAAUAUACGAUCGGACUUCAAUAACGAAACACUUUCUUUCAACGUUUCAAGUACUCAUUCAAACUUUUAUUUAACCAGCACGACAUUUGAUGAAGUGAUUUCUAAUAUUGAAGAUGAAUGAAAAGAACGUUGGUAUUUCACAAGAAACAUUAGUUUCCAAUACUGAAGAUGUACCUGCUAAAAAGUUGCCCCAGUAUAUUGCCAGUUUAUCAUCAACUCUUGGCGCAUUAGCAGUUGGUAUGGUAUUGGGAUGGACUGCUGUUGCUGGUGCUGAUGGAAAGAAAUUAACAGAUUCAUAUAAUAUACCUAUUACUUCAUCUGAAUUUUCAUGGAUUGGUUCAUUAACUACACUUGGAGCAGCAGCGAUAUGUAUACCUAUUGGAAUUCUUGCUGAUGUAAUAGGAAGAAAAUAUACCAUGCUUCUAAUGGUAAUACCAUUUACCAUAGGUUGGCUGGUUAUAAUUUUGGCCAAUUCCGUAACUAUGUUUUAUAUUGGUAGAUUUAUUAUUGGCUUUAGUGUCGGAGCUUUUUGUGUAGCUGCACCUAUGUACACAGCAGAGAUAGCUGAAAAUGAGAUUCGUGGCAGUUUAGGAUCUUAUUUUCAGUUACUUCUUACAGUAGGUAUUGCAUUAACAUACAUUUUAGGAAGUUCUGUAGAUAUGCGUGUGCUGUCUAUUGUAUCUGCCGUUGUGCCAUUUAUAUUUUUUGUAAUUUUUAUGUUUAUGCCAGAAACACCCAUCUAUUAUUUAAAAAAAGGCAAUGAAGAUGCUGCCAAAAAAAGUUUAACUAAAUUACGUGGUACUCAAUACAAUGUAGAGAACGAAUUACGUGUAAACCGAGAGGCACUAAAAGAAACUCGUGAAAAGACAACUUCUGUAUUCGUAUUACUUAAAUCUAAAGCUACCAAGAAAAGUUUCGUGAUUUCGUAUGGCCUCAUGUUUUUUCAACAAUUAAGCGGUGUAAAUGUUGUUAUUUUUUAUGCCAGUACCAUUUUUAGUCAAGCUGGCAGUGGUAUGGAUGAUAAUUAUUCCGUUAUUAUUAUAGGUAUAAUACAGGUAUUAGCUGUCUUUAUAAGCACAUUAGUUGUAGAUCGUUUAGGUAGAAGAAUAUUGUUAAUGAUAUCUGCAAUAUUCAUGUGCUUAACAACUUUAGCUCUGGGGCUGUAUUUCUAUCUUACAGAAAUUAAAGUGGAUGUUAGUGCAAUUCAAUGGUUACCUUUAAUAUCUAUAUGUAUCUUUAUUGUUAUGUUUAGUAUUGGUUUUGGUCCUCUCCCAUGGAUGAUGAUGGGAGAAAUAUUUGCACCAGAGGUAAAAGGUGUAGCUGCGAGUAGUGCUUGUGUUUUAAAUUGGUUACUAGCUUUUAUUGUAACUAAAUUUUUUGAUGAUUUAAAACAAGUAAUGAAUAUGGGGCCUACAUUUUGGUUGUUUUCUGUAGUUAGUGCCAUUGGUACUCUCUUUGUAUAUAUAUUAGUUCCUGAAACAAAAGGCAAAUCUUUGAUAGAAAUUCAAAGAGAAUUGAAUUCUUUGUGAUAAUUUUAAGACUUGCUACGAGUAUAAGCGUAGAUUUAAGAAUAUGUAAAUAUUUGUAUAUUAUAUAUUCGAACAAAUAAAAAGUAGAAUUUCA